AUGCGAGCUUCUACCCUUCAUAAGCUCCCGGGAGCUCACGCGGAGGGGAUCUGGUGCGCAGCAUGGAUCCCCGGCACAUCACAGCUACUCACGGGCUCGGUGGACGAGCAAGUGAAGCUCUGGGAUGUCACCGGCAACGACCCACCUUCGACCCCAGCUCACACCUUUGCGGGGUAUAGCCUAGGGGCCGUGUCGCUUUCGGUCGACGCCACCGGCCAGUUCGCCGCCUGCAAUGCGCUCGACUCGAUCGUGCGCGUGUGGGACCCAGCCGCCGCGGAGUCCAAAUUCAACAUAGAGGCCCUCCCCACGGAGAGCUGGGGCGUUGCGUUCGGCCCCGUGUCCGCGGAUGCGGUGCGCAUCGCAGUAGCAGGGGGCAGCAAGGAAGUGGUGACCGUGUACCGGGCUGGCGCGGAGGACCCCGCUCCGGAAGCGACCCUGUCCCUACCAGCGGUUGAUGGCGGCACAAAGCGGGAGCGAUUUGUGCUGGCGGUGGCCUUCAGCCCCGACUUCAGGCUGGUCGCCGCCUCAGCAAUGGACGGCACCGUGGCGAUAUGGGACGCAGCUUCUGGGCAGCUGCUGCACAGCCUUAAGGGCCACCACCGGCCCGUGCGGACGCUGGCGUUCACGCCAGACGGCAAGCUGCUGCUUACGGGGAGUGACGACAGCCAUGCCAAUCUGUACGACACUCACAGCGGCGGCCUGGUGGACUCGUUCUCAGGCCACGAGUCGUGGGUGCUGUCGGUCGCGGUGCACCCUGGCGGCGCCACCUUUGCCACCAGCUCCAGUGACGCCAAGGUGCGGCUGUGGGACCUGUCGACCCGGGCGUGCGUUCAGACGCUGGGGGAGCACACGGACCAGGUCUGGGCGCUGGCGUUCAGCGGCGACGGCACGCGGCUGGCCAGCGCGGGGGACGACAAGCUGCUGACCAUCUACAGCAUCGCAUGA
This is a messenger RNA of Monoraphidium neglectum, 945 nucleotides long. Its product is annotated as WD repeat-containing protein 61. Gene Ontology annotation, molecular function: protein binding. Lineage: Eukaryota; Viridiplantae; Chlorophyta; Chlorophyceae; Sphaeropleales; Selenastraceae. The record is from RefSeq and is a predicted model, not a curated record. The transcript has 4 exons. Bases 1 to 945 code for a protein of 314 amino acids. Gene Ontology annotation, cellular component: Cdc73/Paf1 complex.